AUGAAUUUAACUAUACUAUUGGUUACAGUUAUUUCACUUAUAGUUAUUACAUUAACAAGUGGUAGUGAAGUAUCUCAUUUGAGAAAACCAAAAGCGCCGCUAAAACCGGUACCGAAAUCGUUGACCGAAGCAUUUGCCGAUUUUUUGGGACACAUAUCCUUUCACGUAGUGGCCGCUACACUAUCACCUGUCAUACUAAARGUGGCAUUAAUGCCAUUGUUUGUUAUAUUGAAGUUUAUAUCCACACCGUUAAUAAUGAUCGGACUGACUGGCUAUCUAAUGGUGGCCACCACUGCCCUAACAUUAGUCAAAUCGGGUAUGAUGAGUCCCGUAUUUGACGCCCGAUCGGCCGAGUCGGACAGCUUUUUAUCAUCAAUGGGAGAGCUAUUGUCUACAAAUCUAUCGACAAUUACCACCGAAAUGAUGAACUUCUUUGAGCUAAACAACAACGACUGUAAAAUGGAGAUGACCUGUCGUUUUGGCAAACGUAUGGCCCAUACUAUACCAUACGUACAGUACUUUCUCGCACAGUCCGGUGCGGCCAACUGGAUUGAAAACCCGUAUAUCUCACAUAUGGUCCGUGCAAUGACCGGCCAGAUUGACUGUCCCCGUAAGUGUAGAUCCAUGCAAACCGAUGGCGACAGGUAUGCCUCCACUAGCUAUACAUCCGAUGAUGGAAACGCCGCCGACACUGUAUUUCAAUGGUUGGGAUAA
This is a messenger RNA of Oppia nitens, 714 nucleotides long. RefSeq lists its product as uncharacterized. The record is from RefSeq and is a predicted model, not a curated record. The transcript has 4 exons. The coding region runs from base 1 to 714 and encodes 237 amino acids. Lineage: Eukaryota; Metazoa; Arthropoda; Arachnida; Sarcoptiformes; Oppiidae.